AUGGAGAGGUACGACGAGGACCUGCACGAGAACAGCUUCUUCCAGGCGCUGCGGGGGGAGUACGCGGAGGUGUUCGAGAGGGCGGUGGAGGCGGGCUGGAUCCUGUGCGUGCCGCGGGCGGGGGCGCUGCCCAAGUACGCCCUGGCCCAGGACGACAUCCUGGGGCACAUCCUGGUCCCGAGCGACGAGCUCCCGGAGACCCACUUCCGGACGCUGACGGACCGCGGCGUCGUGGCCAAGGGCAACCUGCUCACCCUGGAGAACGAGGUGUCCAACCCCCGCUCCGUGCACGUGCUGUUCGACGAGGUGUUUUACGAUGAGGACAUGCGCAAGUACAAGGUGCUGUGCCUCGAGGACCCCCUGUAUGCCUCCCACGCCCUUGGGUCGUCCUCCUCGUGUGACCUUGUUAUGCUCUUCUCCCUGAGGGACUGCAUUGAUCUCCUGUGGACGGAGGGAGGGGGCGAGGAGGCCCUCAAGAGGCUGGAUUCGCUGGUCCAGCAGUUCCUGGACAGAAACCCAAAUUUGGAGGAGGAGACGCUGCAGACGCUGCGAGAUCUGGUGGGCGAGCUCUUCUCAGAAGCCAUACAGGUAACCCUAUCAGAUCACCGCCUGAAACACAAGACCAAGGAAGAUCAAUACCUCCUGGACUCCAUCAAACUCUCCGUGGAGACGUACCUCUUGCACGGGAUUUACAAGAAGCUGAUGAAAGGCAUCACAGCCUGCACCUCGGGGGACGAUGCUAGGCUCAACAGAAUAAUCAGGAACCUUUCCGACCUGCAGGUGAGAGACUUGGAUAUUGAUCCAAAGCUCUCGAGCAGCCUUACAAAAUCUAAAUUUGAAAUAGUCAAUAUCGAGGGCUACAGCACGCCCCUUGGAAAGCUUGGAUGCCUGAAGAGAGCCAUAUCAGUCGUUGUGUCGCAGGGAGGUGUUGUGUCGUCAGAUGAGCUGCUUCCUAUUCUGAUGUUUCUCGUUGUGAAGAGCAACCUGCCCAACUGGUUCGCUCAUUUGUCCUUUUUGAAAUUAUUUCGGUUCUCGGCAGCUGGAACGGACAGCGGUGAGCAAAGCUUCAACAUAUCAUCCCUAGAAGCCGCCAUACAGCACAUAAGCUCGGGUGCUUUAUUUGGCAACACGUCUCCAGAGGCGGACUGUAUGCUCCAGGCCGAGUCAACGGUGAGCCCUGUUCUAAAGAGCAUGGAGGAGGCCUUAGGUGGAGGAUGUGAAGGAUAUUCUUGA
This is a messenger RNA of Penaeus monodon (black tiger shrimp), 1233 nucleotides long. RefSeq names its product ankyrin repeat domain-containing protein 27-like. Gene Ontology annotation, molecular function: SNARE binding; guanyl-nucleotide exchange factor activity. Lineage: Eukaryota; Metazoa; Arthropoda; Malacostraca; Decapoda; Penaeidae. Gene Ontology annotation, cellular component: late endosome; transport vesicle; early endosome. The transcript has 2 exons. The coding region runs from base 1 to 1233 and encodes 410 amino acids. The record is from RefSeq and is a predicted model, not a curated record. Gene Ontology annotation, biological process: neuron projection morphogenesis; early endosome to late endosome transport.